GGGAGGUCAGUGACGCAUGCGCAGUCGCAACGCGCCGCUACAGUCAUAAACAACAUUUUUUCAAUCCAUAUUCAUUACGGGUUUACUCAAACGAAGAAAAAGAAUCGUCCGAGCGAAAGCGAGGAUCAUUUUUCGGAUUUUCGCGAGAAUCUAGAAUGAAAAUCGGGUCCGUUUCGGUGGAGUGAACGUCUGUAGUCGAGACGCUCAGGGGACUUGGGUUAUGCGGUGACGUCAUUCGGAUCGUUCUGGAAGAACGCUGUGGGACGAUAAUGGCGAACUUGUACGGGACGUACAACUGUACGUACUGUCAACUGGAUAUCACGGAUCUACGAGUUAAGUGCAUCGAGUGUCCAGAAUUCGACCUCUGCUUGCAGUGUUUUUCUGCUGGUGCAGAAAUUGGACAACAUAAAAAUGAUCAUUCCUAUCAAUUUAUGGAUUCUGGCACCAUUAGUAUAUUUAAUAGUAGAGGCAACUGGACGGCAAUAGAGCAACUUAGACUGUUGGAUGCGAUCGAACAAUUUGGUUAUGGAAACUGGGAAAAUAUCAGCGAACAUAUCGAAACGAGGUCACCCAAAGAGGCGAAAGAGGAGUAUAUUGCUAGAUAUCUUGAUGGGAACAUUGGGAAACACACAUGGCCUCCGACAGAAAGCUAUAAACCAAAUCUUACCGAUCAGACCAGUUCAGAUCAUGGGCCGCUGUCACCUGACUUAACUUCAAAAUUACCACCAUUGGAUAUUACUCCAGAGGAGGCCGGAGAACUUGGCUACACGCCACAACGGGAUGAUUUCGAUAGUGACUAUAAUCAUGAAGCGGAGUCGCUCGUCUCGUCUCUGUUCCUAAAUCCAGCUGAGGACGAUGACCUUGACAUCGCUCUAAAGCUAGCACAAGUUGAUAUGUAUACAAAUAAUCUUCGUGAAAGGGCAAGAAGAAAACGCGUUGUACGGGACUACCAACUUGUCUCAGCAUUUUUUGCUUCGAGUAGGAAAGACCGGGCAGUAAAAAAGAAACAAACGAAAGAAGAAAAAGAGUUCAGAGAAAGGAUGCGAGUAUUUGCUCAAUUUUAUACUGCGCAAGAAUAUGAACAGUUUCUCAGCAACCUUGAGAGGGAACGUGAGCUUCGCUUGAGACUGUCAGAAUUGCAGCGGUAUCGGGAAAAUGGAAUCACGAGGCACGAGGAGUGUGCUCACUUUGAGCAAGUAAUAAUGCAAACUCAAAAUCCAAACGACAUAGCCGAUCACUGGACGGAAAAGAAAUCUGGCAGCAGUGGGCCGUCCACGCCAAUACAUCGCCUAGCCCUAAAAAGAAGAGACGAAGAAAAAAGCUAUUGUUUCACCGACCGAAAGUACACUACAAGAGCAGACUCGGGCAGCAGCAGCAGCAGCAGCAUCUUAGCCAAUCAAGCCGGUCUCAGUCGGACGACGACUCAAGCCAAUCAGUCGGUGGAGCUGGAUAGCAAUCCCAAUUUGAUAGACCACCACUCUGCGAGUUGCAGCUCCACCGCGGAACGGAGCAACGAAGCACCCUCGUCCGCGAGGACUUCCUCGACGGGGCUCGGGGACCAGGAGGAAAGGGACAUAGAGAUGGAGGCCGCGGCGCAUCUUCUCACCAAGCAGGAAAAGAUAUUGUGCUUUCAGCUCGACUUAAAGCCCACUCAGUAUUUGACGCAAAAGACGCUACUACUGCAGGAAUACCUAAAUGGAAACAGAAGGUCGGGAAUGGUACCGCAGUCCGAGCCAGAGAGUAAGAUCCUCCGUUACCUGGUGUCCAACGGCUGGAUCGUAGCCAAUUAAGAUCAAUAGAUAUGGAUCGCAACCGUUGGCCGUUGUUCAUCUCUAAGUCAUCUCCUAGCUGGUGCAAUCCUAGUUUCUAGGUGUAAAUAGGCAGGUCUCCGUGCACCGGUCGCUUCGUUUUUCAUCCGAAAAUUCGUAUCGUUUGUCUGCGAAGAUGUGAUUCUGCCUGCAAGAGGGGAAGCAAUGCUAAUUUUUCAUGGAAAGGUGGAAACGGAAGUUCGUUCACGUUGGAAGUGCGUAAAGCAACUCGCAGAAGGAUACGGUUUCCGAUGGUCGGGGAGAUAUCCGUAAUUAUUAAAAAGGUAUUUACGUAGGUGGGGCACGUCUCAUGUACGUAAAGAUAUGUCUUAAUUUCAUUUUGAAAUUGCAUUCGAGAACUGUCAAAUCCAUGUGUUCCAUGGGAAGGACGCUACUGCCGCGGUUAAUUCGUAAACUACAGAGGAGCAACCUAAUCUUUGAUGACGCGUGAUCCAUGUUCGUGCCGAUAUAACGACGUCCCUUUACGACCACGUGUGUCUCCCGUUGGCGUCCGAUGAUUGCCAAAGUCGUUACUUCGGAUUUUGUCGCGUGAAGCAACGAUUCGAUUUUUAGGUAUUCUUAAGACUGUGGCGAGAGCAUCGUUAACGAGGCUUAAGAAGUCAGGAUAAAAAAGUAAACAAAGGAAUCGUUAUUAUUUACUUUUGGUAGAACGAAAAUGUUUUUUCAUAUUUAUUUUUUCGACCUUACAUUUAGCAGAAUCCGCCUCUGAAGCGUGGUCACGAAUUUAUGAAUAUUAAGGAGCCCUCGUUGACGUAAGUCAUGAAGAUAUGCAUAUCCGAAUGGCAAUAGGAGAUCGGAAGUCAAGCCGCACUCCAAAAAACGAUUAUUUUUCAUUACUCGUGCCCAACGGCUGGAUCAAUGCGAAUUCGACAACCUAUUUAGCAUAGUUGUUGACCGUAUGCAUGUUACAAGUACUAGUAAGCUAGUAUGCGUUGGUACGUGCAGAUUCACUGAAUUUCAAGUGACCGAAAUUCCGAAUACCAGAUGGUAAGUCUCGGUUGUCUAAAAAUUGUCAGCACGUAGAAAAUUUUGCCCAACUCUACCGGGAUGUACCAAAUCUCAACGACUCCUGGAUUUUCGAAAAAUAUUUAAGUAUUUGUGCUCGAAAUGAUCAUUUCCGACACGAUUUGCGAACCGUGUAUGUUAUCAUACGAGUGUCUAGUUAGGUACGAUGUGUCUAUCGCGUACAUGGUACAAUUCGUGAAAUUAUCUCGAAGUUGCAUUCGCGAAUUGCUCUUCGAGCUAGGCGCAAAUGCCGAUUGUCUCGUUUAAUGGACAUUCACCCAGUACAUCGCUGCAAUGAGGUUACAAGCGGACGAAAGGCAAAGAUUUUUGAGUGGCUUCUGCUUUCACGAGUGUACUCUGGCUAACUUUCAUAGUUGUAAUGUAUUGCUCAAUGUAAUCUUCCAAAUAGUUAUUUUUCCAUGUAGGGUUUAUGUGUUAUUGGAGUUCUCUCCUUUGGAAGUUGAAUGUGUUAAUGUAUCCAGCGGCGAGAGAAGCUCUCAAGAGAAACGUGACAAAUUGUCAGUUAUGAAUGUCAUUAGGAUUCUUAAGAAGUGGUGAGCGAUGUUUUUGAAAUUUCGAGUAAGACUUAAGACGUAGCAACUUAAUGGUCAACACAAUUGAACACUUUACGUUGAAUUAAAAAGUUAUCGUCCCGCUUCCAUCACUUUACAGAUUGUGAUGACAGAAAUAUCGUUGCACCGUGGUCGAGGUGAUUUUCUCUCGUAUCGCUGAAAGCAGUAGCUGAUUUAUAUGGGACAUGGCCCAUUUAUUGUAAAGUUAUAUCUAACAAGGAGACGAAGCGUAAUUACGUAACGAAACGCAGUAACUUAGUCUUUGGCUUAAUCCAAACCCUGUAAGGCUCGAUUCCUUAUGGCUGAAGAAUGGUGCGAUUGUAUAAUGCAAACAUACAAAAGACACGACACUUGGUUUUAACUCGUGUUACGUGUCAGUAGACGAUUCAACCGUUGCUUGUCCGGAGCACUUGUACAUACGAGAAAGGCAGUACCUUUUUAGUAAUAGUUUUGAGGAACAUGUUAAAACACGUUAUAUUAGAUCUUUCGAGUGAAAGAUGCGUAAUAUCGUGUUCAGAAAUCGCGUGCGAUCCGUUGAAGCGGAAUGCUCUUCACCGUCUGACAAAUUCCUUAAUUUCUUCCCGAUUGUGCGUCAGUUUAGAUUAUCGCGAGAUCAGUUGAUCGAGGGUAACGUCCUUAUUCACAUUUUUUUCUUUUUUCCUUUUUAAAGCGUUUUGUUUUAUCUUCCAACCGAUGACUCUUGACGAUCGAUUUAUUUCCCUUGCGUGUCCAUUUUAUGAUCGAACUCAUGGUCCAAAUUGAAGAGAUGUUCGACAGUGCAAUGGCACGUUCCUCGUUCGACGCUUCACUUUUCGUGAAAGGCAUAUUCUUAGAGAGUAAAAAAUUGCUGAAAGUUCUGAUGCGUUCGUUGAGAACGCAAUUCCGUCAGAACUGGUCGCAUCUCUAUUUUUCCACCAUACUUAUUGUGGCCUCUGUGAGAGAAAGAGCCACGCUUGUUAACUGUGAAACUAUUAGCCAUUAACUCUAUUCUCUCCCAAAACAUCCACGCUUAUUAAGUGUUUAAGUGAAACGUAAGUUUAAGCUAGGUAGGAAAAACAAAGUAAGACCUAUGAUUACUUAGGGAAAAAAAAAUUACGAGCAAGGUAUACAGAUAACGCGUAAACAGGAUGGAAUUGACGAAGGAGUUUUCGGCUUUGAGAGUCGGAGCUGCAUACAUUUUUAGCUGUACGCUUGUACGUACAUAUCUGUCCGUUGCGAAUUAUUGUUUACGCGGAAUUGCAGUUCAACGGCGAAGACGGAUUCUCGCUCGUGUUUUACUCCCGGAGAGAUACUUACGGCAAUCGGACGAUCGGCGAGUUUAGUUUUUUUCUUUUAUAGUAACCCGGUUUACUCUCUCUUUUUUUUUUUUUAUUAUACAAUGUAUGUUUCGCAGUGGUUGUAGGUAAUAGCAGUUUGUCCAGGAACGAGUACUCUUGGGUGCUGCCUCUUGUUUUCUAUAAGACUUUUACAUUUUGUGAUAUCUGAACUGCGAUUAUUGUCACGCGCUUCGUGCAGAGGGAACUCUUUUGCGCGUCUUAGGGUAGUUGCAUCGAGGAAUGCCGUUGUUUGAUUACAUAAGCAGGAAAGAUGACUUAAAAAUUUGUUCCGUUCGUAGAAGUCCGUCGGGUUAACUCGUUGCUAGAAUUGAGUCGAUUAGAUGGUUCGAAAACUAUAACGAGUUUGUAGUAAGAUCCCGCAGCGAUUAAGCGUAUAAGAUGUAGCAUGCGUUUUGUCCUCGACACCUCUGCCAACGAUGACAUUGUAUUUGACAUUUGUUCGGCAUUUUCCACCCGAAGAGAAUUGUACCGAAACGAUCGCCAAUCGACGAGUCCACUAGAGUACGCCGCAUCUUCGACGAUAACGAUGACUAUUAACGAGCCGUGGUACAAGUUAUUAUGCCGUCUAGUCUUAUCCGCGCGUUCUCGAUUCUCAUCGGUUUCCGUUUAUAGAAUUUGCCCGAUAUAAUUACAAGGUGCUGCCGUACAAUUUUCUUCGUGUGACCGUACACAAGAAACGGAGAUUACCCGUAAAUCACUGUUAUCUUCCGCCAUGGCUUCUGAAAGGUGAUCGUCGCUAUUUUGCGUGCAUGAAAAAGAACGAACGUACGCUUUGAAAAGCUCAUCUAAAUGAAAAUGAAAUUCAGCGAGAUACCCUGCGACGCGAUACCUGAUUAUGCGUAGAUAUCCGGUGCACCUUGUUAUUCAUGACAAAGAGGCGUGUCCGGUUUCCGAAGAAACGAGCAGAAACGAGGGUCUUAUCCGUAGUCGGGAUCGAUGCGCAGUUCCCUCGAUGUAGGUUUACGUUCCAAUGGUUCACCUCUUUGCGUGGCUUCGAUUAAAACGGUACGCUCGAGCAUUGUAUCUUAACAACGAUAGAGUAUUACACGCUAUUACAUGUUUGUUACAAAAGUUUGGUAUUAGAGUACCGAAUAUAUGUAUAUAUAUUUUAAAAA
Molecule: messenger RNA, 5858 nt
Organism: Orussus abietinus
Lineage: Eukaryota; Metazoa; Arthropoda; Insecta; Hymenoptera; Orussidae
Gene: Ada2b
Product: transcriptional adapter 2B
Exons: 10
Coding region: 270-1790 (506 amino acids)
Biological process (GO): chromatin remodeling; regulation of transcription by RNA polymerase II
Cellular component (GO): SAGA-type complex; nucleus
Molecular function (GO): chromatin binding; zinc ion binding; transcription coactivator activity
Source: RefSeq, a predicted model, not a curated record